Eutrema salsugineum is the source of this 1754-nucleotide messenger RNA. RefSeq lists its product as uncharacterized. The record is from RefSeq and is a predicted model, not a curated record. The transcript is spliced from 4 exons. The coding region runs from base 290 to 1639 and encodes 449 amino acids. Lineage: Eukaryota; Viridiplantae; Streptophyta; Magnoliopsida; Brassicales; Brassicaceae.
ACGACACUUGUCUUAAUGCCAACAAAAAAAUUUCUCUCUCAUCUCUCUUCUCUCUAUUAUCUCUCUCUCUCUCUCUCUUCAAGUUCUCACCUUUUGAGAUUACAAAGAACACAAAAGUACCUUUCUUUAUUCUCUCUUUUCAGUUUACAUCACACUCUAUUAAACACUCUUCAAUCUCCGGUCAACAAAAGUAUGAUUUCAAUUUCUUAGCAAGUUUCAGUUUUUUUCUCCCUCCAUCUUUGAAUCUGAGACUUUUGUUUUUCCAUCUGGAUUAAUCGGAGGAAAAAAAAUGAGAAAGACGUCUGCUUCUUCCAAUAGCUUUGGUGGGUUUUUGAGUCCCGGAGCUCCGAGUUACAGCGAUAACAAAGGAUGGAGCUCCGAGAGAGUUCCUCAUCCUUCGUCUUCUACUUCCACCGCCGCAAUUAACGGCGGUCGUCGUCACAUCGGCUCCGCCUCCGCUUUAGCGACGCCGUUUUACAGCGGCAGAGCCAUACCUUCGAAAUGGGAAGAUGCUGAACGAUGGAUUUGUAGCCCCGUGGCGGCAUACCCACCAGGUGUUUGUAAAAAUCCCUCAGUGAGCUCUCACUUCUCCGAGCAGAGGCGGCAGAAAUCCAAAAGCGGUCCGAUUGUUCCUCCUACGCUGCCGCAUCCUCCGACGUCUUCUUCGUCGGCGAUUGGGUGUUAUCACUAUUCUCCGAGGAUGACGAUGCGGGCCAUGGAAGCUCCUCAAGGGAAUAUGAAGAGUUUAAUGGUGGUUGGUUCGCCGUUCUCCACCGGAGUUUUGGAGGCUGAUAGGGUAUUUAGAGGGAGUGUUGGUGGUGGUUGUGAUGGCUAUCGACGUGGCCAUGGACAUAGCCGGAGCUGGGCUGAUUUGAUGAGUGAAGAAACUUCAUCACUUGGUUCCAAAACUGAUACAGAGGAGAAAGCAGAGGACACAAAGGAAGGAGAGAUGACGACGGCGGCGCAAUCUCCGGUGGUUUCAAGAAGAGAUAUAGCUACUCAGAUGAGCCCAGAAGAGAUGAGUCCUAAUAAUGACCACCAGUCUCCUCGAGAGCUUAACUGUUCAUCUCCACCGUUGGUUGUUUCUGUUAUUGAGCCUCCUCCGCGGGAAAAUCCUUGUAGAGGUGAAGUGAGAGAAGUGAAAAUGGAUAAAGGAGCAAAGAUGAUUAAGCGUCCGAAGAGACGAGUAAUGUCUUCUGCUAGGGUUAUCAGGAGAGAGCAACCUGAGGUUGAAGACAACUCUGAAGCUUCUGCUUCUUCUUCUUCUUGGGAUAUCUCAGAACCAGCCAUGACUCUUUCAAAGUUGCAAAGAGAGGAAGCGAAGAUAGCAGCUUGGGAAAAUCUGCAGAAGGCGAAAGCAGAAGCCGCCAUUAGAAAGCUUGAGGUGAAGCUGGAGAAGAAGAAAUCAGCAUCAAUGGAUAAGAUCUUGAACAAGCUUCAAACAGCUAAGUUGAAAGCACAAGAGAUGAGGAGAAGUUCAGUAUCCAGUGACCAUCAACAAGAACAACAGGGGAAUCAUCAAAUCUCCAGAAAUUCGGUGAAGAUCACUCAUCUUGUCCGAAGACAUACUUUCAUGACCCCUUUCAUGACUUGCUUCGCUCCUCGUGUUGAUUGCAGAAAAUCUUCAUCUGCUCUCUAGAUUAUUUUUUAUUUUGUUUGUGAAAGACAAAUUUGAACAAAAGAAAACAAAUAUGUACACUGCGACUUUUCUUGUAAAGCUUUAUCUGUUCCAAUUUUCACUUCUCUGCAUAAUA